Molecule: messenger RNA, 2115 nt
Organism: Odocoileus virginianus texanus
Lineage: Eukaryota; Metazoa; Chordata; Mammalia; Artiodactyla; Cervidae
Gene: SIGIRR
Product: single Ig and TIR domain containing
Biological process (GO): signal transduction
Source: RefSeq, a predicted model, not a curated record
GAGUGUGCAGAGGAGAGGGAGGGUUGUAGCGGGGGUUACUGGGCAUGGUGUGCAGGGGAUACCUGUCACCUGGCCAUGUGGUUUGGCCUUAACUUCCAGGAGGCUUCUAGGUUGACUUUCCAGGGGUCAGAGGUGUGUGAGCGUGUGGAGGCCAAGGGGCCACGGCUGGAGUUGCCCUGAACCUGCUGGUCUGGGUCGGGGGUGCGAGCUGCCCGGGCCCCCACAGUUCUUCUGCCUCAGGGACCUCUCCGGCCACCCUCCACUCCAGAUGGCUCCCGGCAGGACCUUCUGCCCCUGCCUGCUGGGAGGGAGCCUGUGCUUCACCCAUUUGUGAGGAAGUCCCAGCCCGGCCAAGGCAGGGGCUCCAGCUGACCCUGGGUCCACGUUGGGUGCCCCCCCAUGCAAAAGGAGUUGGGGGAACUCGUCCCCACAAAGCCUCACGGGCCCGCGAGCGGGGAGGGGCCUGAAGGAGCUGAGGCCCCAGUGCGUCCACUCACAGGGAGGAGGAAGAGGACUGGAUGCCCAGUGAGAACCUGCCUGGCGCCAGGGAGCAGCCUCUGACCCGUCCUGGCGCCCUGACUGACUGGCCACAAGGACAGAGAGUGAAUCUUGCUCAGCCCUUGGGGGAUCAGUCUGCUCGACCAAGGAGCCCCGUGGCACUGGGGGUGGCACCAGUGUCCAGCCUGCCUCGAGGAGGCCCCGGCCAGACCAUGGCAGGAGCCUGCGACAAGGCCCCUGACUUCCUGUCCCCGUCUGGAAACCAGGUGCUGGGGCCUGCCCUGGGCAGCGUGGUCACACUGAAUUGCACAGCCUUGGUGGUCUCAGGACCCCACUGCCCCCUGCCCUCAGUACAGUGGCUGAAAGAUGGGCUACUGCUGAGCAAUGGAAGCCUCUAUGACCUCCAUGAGGACUCCUGGGUCAAGGCCAACUGGUCAGAGGUGCUUGUGUCCAGUGUCCUGGGAAUCAACCUGACCAGAGCCGAGGACUUCGGGACCUUCACCUGCUCCAUCCAGAACGUCAGCUCCUCUUCCUUCACUCUUUGGAGAGCUGGCCUGGCUGGACAUGUGGCCGCGGUGCUGGCCUCUCUCUUGGUCCUGUUGGCCCUGCUCCUGAUGGCGCUGCUGUACGUGAAGUGUCGGCUCAAUGUGCUGCUCUGGUACCAAGAAAAGUAUGGGGAGGUGGAGAUGAACGACGGGAAGCUCUACGACGCCUACAUCUCCUACAGCGACAGCCCUGAGGACCGGAAGUUCGUGAACUUCAUCCUGAAGCCGCAGCUGGAGCGGCACCGUGGCUACAAGCUCUUUCUGGACGACCGCGACCUCCUGCCGCGUGCGGAGCCGUCGGCAGACCUCCUGGUGAACCUGAGCCGCUGCCGGCGACUUGUGGUGGUGUUGUCGGAUGCCUUCCUGGGCCGGGCCUGGUGCAGUCACAGCUUCCGGGAGGGCCUGUGCCGGCUGCUGGAGCUCACGCGCAGACCCAUCUUCAUCACCUUCGAGGGCCAGCGGCGCGACCCCGCGCACCCUGCGCUGCGCUUGCUGCGCCAGCACCGCCACCUGGUGACCCUGCUGCUCUGGAAGCCCGGCUCUGUGACGCCUUCCUCCGAUUUUUGGAAAGAGCUACGGUUGGCGCUGCCACGGAAGGUGCAGUACAGAUCGAUGGAGGGAGACCCCCAGACCCGGCUGCAGGACGACAAGGACCCCAUGCUGAUUGUGCGAGGCCGGCUCCCAGAGGGUCGGACCUUGGACCCUGAGCUGGACCCCGACCCCGAGGGGGACCUGGGUGUGCGAGGGCCUGUCUUUGGGGAGCCACCAGCUCUACCACGUGCAAGUGCGGUCUCGCUUGGAGAGGGCCAAGGCAGUGAAGUGGAUGUGUCAGACCUUGGCUCCCGAAACUACAGUGCCCGAACAGACUUCUACUGCCUGGUAUCGGAGGACGACGUGUAGCCCUGCCCCGUGGAGCAGUAGGGUUGCCAGGGGCGCUGGGGGGCAGGGCUGGGUGUUUUUAAUCUCACACAGCAGGACCUGUCUACUUGUAGUCCUGGGACCUCAGGAAAAGAGAGUGGCCCCAGCCCCAGCUGUCCGCCUCGUGCCAGAAAUAAAGAACUUUUGAAUCCCA